CUCGACUUUCUGAAUUGUCGAUUUUCCGCCGCUUUCCGCCCUCUGCGCAAUUGGGUUAACUUAAAGGCGGACUGUAACUUAUUAGGCACUAGUUUUCUUUUGCGGAACCACCUUCUACCCUUGUCUGCCUGCUCUUCAACCAUAAUCACUUCAUAACUAUUGUUCGUCAUGGUGAGGAACUACUUGUGGAGGCAAAGAGUCAAGUUCGAGUCGACCUUAGCAUUGUCUAUGCUUGAGCCUUGGGAGAAAUUUCUCUGCUUGAUCAUAUUUUCGCUUUUGACGAUGUUGGUGAUGAUUGGACUGUUCCAAUACUUGCCGCAGCAUGUCAUGGUCAUGCAACGACGGGCCAUAUAUUACCUCUGGGGUCAGGAAGGAGACGUGUUUCGUUCAUGGGUAGAGACUCCGGGGCUGAAGGAGCUAUAGUGCGUGCCUAAUUUUCUAUUCAUAGAGGUGCGAGGUCCUGUGUUUCAUUCGCUGUCAUGCUUACUUACCGACACAUUUGCAUUCUUAGAUCUUGUCUUAUGCUAUCUCUCUGGAUUCAUACCUUCCAUAUGCCUCACUCACCUACGUAUACCUCCUUUGUAUGCUCAUACGGACUACAACAAAUUCUUAUUGCUGGACCAAUU
This is a messenger RNA of Suillus subalutaceus, 626 nucleotides long. RefSeq lists its product as uncharacterized. The record is from RefSeq and is a predicted model, not a curated record. The transcript is spliced from 2 exons. The coding region runs from base 169 to 423 and encodes 84 amino acids. Lineage: Eukaryota; Fungi; Basidiomycota; Agaricomycetes; Boletales; Suillaceae.